AUGGAUACGGGCGUCUGGAACGGCCAGACUCAGAACCCGUCCUCGACCGGCGACGAUGACUUCCAACAAUUCCUCGACAUGGAUAUGUCGAACAUGGGAGACUCGAUACAGUUCGACUUCCACGACUUCAAUCCGUCGAACGGCCCCUCCAUGAUGCCACACCACCAGCCGCAUCGCGAUCCCAUAGACACACCCAUGCCCGACUCGGGUAUGGUCCCAAUCGUCUCGCCAUACCACAUGGGAAUGCAGAACCAAAUUCCCCCCUUGACGUCUGCUCCCAGUCAUCCAACCCUCUCGUCACAAGUCAUACCUUCGCACCAUACCUCCCACGACGCUAUUUCCGACAUCGAUGCGCAGAUCAACUUUCUACAACACCAGAAAAAGUUUCAGCAGCAGCAGAGACACCUUGAGGAACAGCAAAGACAUCUGCGAGAGCAGCAGGCUGCAUUCUAUGCGCAGCAGCAGCAACAGCAACAACGCAUGGUACCCCCGACGCCGCAGAGUCUUGACAUGCAGUCUGCGAAUCAGUUCUACACUACGCACGAUCAGGGACACUCUUCUGGCUUGUUCGACGGGUACCAACAGUUGAAGGAGCAACAAGACAUGGCUUUCACCCCGCUGGUGUCACCCGCGGUUACCCCUUUGGACGCACACUUUCCCGUUGACCCUCAAUUCACAAUUCCAGGAGCCUACUUCAGCCCAAUAAGCUCCCCUGCACUACAUGCGCAGAUGGAUUCUUCUUCAAUGUUUGACCCCAGGCUCUCGGGCCAGACGACUAACUCGCCAGCGGAAAUGGACGUUGAACUCCCUCUGGUCCCGCUCAGUACGGCGACUCUGUCCAAGGAGGUGCGCAAGAACAAUGCGUCGAAGAGGAAGCCCAAAAUACGGCAGUCGCCUAUCACCAAGCCGCAGAGAAAGAAGACGGCAUCAACACCUGUUAUGAAUGCCCAGAUCCUGAGUGAGUUGGCCGAGACUGCGAUCGAGAGCUCAGGCGUACCGCCUAAAGCCAAAUCAGUGUCGGCAACCUCGACGGAAGAAUCGAUGUCGGAGAAUGCUUCAGUCUCGCCAGAGGCUCUUUCGGAUAUGCCACCACCACCUCUCCCGCUACCGCGCUCGGCUCGGCAAUCUCCGUAUAUCCAACCGCAUACCAGCGAUAAUCCUGUGCCACUGCCACUACCGAAAGCUCUGAACGGAAAGCCCUCGCCUGCAACUCCGGCUUCACUAUUCAGGAUAUCACCAAGGAGCAAGUCGGCUGGUCCGAAUAACCCAGACCAAAAUGCGCCGGAACACAUUGACAGCUUCGAGCUCCCCGAAUCCAUCAACUUCUCAAAACCCCAAUUGCCGUCGCUCGAUACUCGGCAACCAACACAGAUAACGUCCGAAGGAGAUUCAGCCAAGACAUCAUUUCAGACGUUGCCAUCCCCUGUCGUCCCGAACCCCCCUCGGCGCGCUUCCGCUUCCCAAAGUCCCCAGCUCACACCGAGAAUAUCUGCCACUACAAGAAAGACGCCACUAUUGACACCGAGGGGCGGUAAGAAGAGGACUAGCGUCAGCUCUAUUUCGCCAGCAUUACUGCCAAGAAUAUCUCCGAACAUCAAACCACUACUUCCCGGGACUCCUGGAAUGUCUGUCGAGGAUUCUGCGUCGCAAUUACUGGCUUCCAAGUCAAACUAUCAGCGGAUACUGGAGGGGAACACAGUACCCGGUGUCUCGUAUCCUAGCGAACUGUCUACGGGCUUGACCUCGAAGCGAACUUCGCAUAAGAUUGCAGAGCAAGGACGCAGGAAUCGUAUCAACACGGCGCUUAUGGAGGUUGCCACAUUAUUACCAAAGAGCGCGGCCAACGAGCUUGGUGAAGGGGACGACGAGAGCGGCAGUGGAGACAAGAAAGAUGGCAAACAAUCGAGCGCUCCAAAUAGCAAGGCCAGUACAGUUGAAUUGGCGAUCGAGUACAUCAAACAGCUAAAGGAGGAAGUCGCCAACGCAAACAAGAGAGCUGAUGAAGCUGAGCAGAAACUACAAGAGCAAGCGCCAGCGAGCUGA
Molecule: messenger RNA, 2043 nt
Organism: Anthostomella pinea
Lineage: Eukaryota; Fungi; Ascomycota; Sordariomycetes; Xylariales; Xylariaceae
Source: the annotation of a GenBank genome assembly